Ostreococcus lucimarinus CCE9901 is the source of this 1521-nucleotide messenger RNA. Its product is annotated as APC family transporter: amino acid. Gene Ontology annotation, biological process: amino acid transport; transmembrane transport. Bases 1 to 1521 code for a protein of 506 amino acids. Gene Ontology annotation, molecular function: amino acid transmembrane transporter activity. The record is from RefSeq and is a predicted model, not a curated record. The transcript has 2 exons. Gene Ontology annotation, cellular component: membrane. NCBI's taxonomy places the organism in Eukaryota, Viridiplantae, Chlorophyta, Mamiellophyceae, Mamiellales, Bathycoccaceae.
AUGCGCGUGACGCGCGACCGCCUCGGGACGACGACGACGGCGACGGCGACGGCGACGGCGACGGCGGACGACGCGCGCGGCGCGAGCGGGGCGCUGCGAAAGGUGCUGACGCGCGCGGACCUGACGACGCUCGGCGUGGGCGGGAUCAUCGGGGCGGGCGUGUUCGUGCUCACGGGGUCGGUGGCGAGGGAACACGCGGGACCGGCGGUGGCGGCGUCGUACGCGCUGAGCGCGUUUACGAGCGCGGUGACGGGAUUGGCGUACGCGGAGUUCGCGGUGGCGAUGCCGGUGGCGGGGAGCGCGUAUAAUUACGUGUACGGCACGUUCGGGGAGUACGCGGCGUUUCUCACGGGGUGUAAUCUGGCGCUGGAGCUCACCAUAGCGAGCGCGGCGAUCGCGCGCGGGUGGACGUCGUACGCGACGGCGGCGUUCGGCGUCGAGGCGCGGCGCGCGCGAGUGCGCGUGAUCGAUGGGUUGAUGGAGAUAGAUUUAAUAGCUGGGAUCGUGGUUUGCGGCAUGACGGCGCUGCUCGUGAGCGGGGCGAAACAGACGGCGCGGUUUAACGCGGCGGUGACGUACGCGAGUUUGGUCGUCGUCGCCGUCGUUCUCUUGGCGGGCGCGCCGGAGAUUCAACCGUCGAAUUGGACGCCGUUCGCGCCGUACGGGAUGCGUGGAAUAAUAUCCGGUGCGUCGGUGGUGAUUUUUGCCUUCGUCGGUUUCGACACCGUGGCGACGUGCGCGGAAGAAGUCGCCAAUCCCGCGGCGGAUUUGCCGUUUGGUAUUUUGGGAUCGCUCGGGAUUUGCGCGGCGUUGUACUGCGCGAUGUGCGUCGUGAUCACGGGCAUGGUUUCGUACGACGACAUCGACGUCAACGCCCCGUUCGCGAUGGCGUUCACGGCGUACGGUAUGCCCGCGAUCGCGACCAUCGUGUCCAUCGGCGCCGUCGCCGCCAUCACGACGUCGCUGUUGCUUUCGAUGAUGGGGCAGCCGCGCAUCUUCAUGGUGAUGGCGCGAGACGGUUUGCUCCCGAAGUGGUUCUCGCGCGUCAGCGAAAAGCACGGCACGCCGGCAAACGCGUCGAUAUUCAGUGGCGCCGUCACCGGCGCGCUGGCGGUGCUGUUGGACAUCAACAUACUCGCCCAGCUCGUGAGCAUCGGCACGUUGAGCAUCUUUUGCGGCGUUAAUUUGGGACUCAUCGUCUUUUUGACGCUUCCGAUGACGCACGCGCCGAAGACGUUUCGCGCCCCGUUCGUCCCUUUCCUCCCCGCUUUAGGCGUCCUCCUGACGUGCGUCUUAAUCGCCGGUCUCGGCGCUCUGGCGUGGAUUCGAUACGCCGUCUACACCGUCCUGUGUUCCGUCGGCUAUCUCUCCUUCGCCGUUCGCAGGUCGCGCGAGUCCCCCGAAGGCGUCGACGCCGUCGAGCUCGCCGUCGUCGACGCCGCCGACGCCGACGCCGACGCCGACGCCGACGCCGGUGACGCCGUCACGCUCCUCCCCGUCUCCGCCCGACCCUCUUCCUAG